ACAUAUAUUUACUUCUAAGCUGGAAAUCUCAACCUUUCCCCAUCUCAGAUGUCAACUUUUCACCCUUAACUACUGACUUGGGGAUCCAGAUGACAGCUGGACCUCCAACCCAAGGCUUUCCAUCAGGAAAAAAAAAUAGGGAAAUAAAAUCCCAAUUUCCUUUGGGAAAAUAUUCCCCUGGACACACCUGUAUUACACAAAAGCAAUUUUUAACAACAAUCCACCUUUUAAUCCCAGUGUCAGAAAAGAACAUAAUGACCUGGUUCUGCCCAUGGGAGCAGCAUGGAGGAGAGGGAAAAUAUUUCACAGCAGAGAAACAAGAACCACAGCUGAGAUGACCUUCAGCAGGAAGAAAUAAUGUCUAAAUCUUGGUGUGUUUAUUGAAAAUGGUGCCUCCCUUGCUCUGGGCACACACACAGACAGUGGCUGAGCUGGAAGCCAAGCAGCUAUUCCUGAGGGCAGGCAUUUGAAGGGCAUUCCAUGAUAAGGCUGCUGCUGGAGUGGAGCUUUCUCUGAGCUCUGAGCACAGGGGUGAGCCCCACCUCAGAAAUUCAAGUUUUGUUUUAUAAAGCUCCCUCAAAUUAAACCCUCACUGGCUCCAGGAGGCAGAAGUCAAGCCCACUGCAAUACUCACACUUGUAAACUCUCAUUUUAAACCAUUCCCUCCCCUUUAUUCAACAGAGUUAACAAAGUAAUAUUCAGAAAACUCAUUAUUUGAGGACCAUUAUUUGCAGAAAACUUCAAAGAGGAAAGAGAAACAAUCCUGAUGCUUUUUUGUGAACUUCAGCAGCAGCAGGAAUAAGCUGGAGCUACAGGGAUAACUCUGAAAAGCAAAUAUCUUUGCUCUUAGGAGAAUCUCAUGACUUGCACCCAAAACUGGAGAUAUGGUUAAUUUUCCAAACAAUGACAUGAAUAAUACUUUACAUUUAUGGAAAAUCUUUUCCCCAGCAGCUGUAAAGCUCCUCAUGAGCACUGAUUAACAAAUCACAAUUAAAUAUACACUUCACACAGAACAAAGAUAACAGGCUGAGUUUAUUAAAUCAGAUGUUCACUGCACCCAAACUGAGGUUCAAGGGUCUGAUUUUUAAUCAAUAUCCUAAAAUACCACUGAACCAAGAAGCCCUGAACUGAUCACUGGUUCAAUUCUUUGGGCAAUCUGUACCCAGAAUUAGCUCUGCAGCAACAGGGACUGAAUUCAGGUCUUUCAACAGCUGUGAGCAUCAACUUGUCUUUGGCAGCAAGUUCUCAAGCUGCAAAUAUUAACUGUGGGCUUUGCUUUCCUGCUGCAAAGGCUGAGCUCUGAACACAAAGGCUAACACUGAAUAGCUUGCUUAGAUUAGAUUAAAAAUGUAAGGGAAAACACUUCUUCACACUUAGCUCCUGCUUUAGCAUAAAAUAUAACCUGGGUGGGACACACCAGGCAAAUAUUUAGAUUUUGUAGUAAUCAAAAUCUGCCUGGAAGAGUAAGAAAAACAACUUGUCUAUCUUUGACAUUUUGAUCUGUGGUCUAAACAAAGUUUAUUUGAAACUAAAAUAACCCCAAAACAUGCAGGUAAAACCUCAAAACAUAUCCCCUGAACAGCUGCUUGCAGGGAUGAUUUCAGUCUUGCCUGUUCUGAGGCUUGAAGCAGCACCUUUCCCCGUUUCAAAGAAAGGGAGGAAAAACUGUGUAGACCCAACCCAGCUUGGGAAUUCCUGUGUUUCCAUCACCCUGUGCCUGCUUCCUACACCUGGGAGGCGCCCCAGGAGCGGUGUGUGUGUGUGUGUCUGCACCUCGGGCACCCCUGCACACAGCAAUGCCAACCUCCGCACCCCAAAACUUGCGGGAUGUGCCUGUGUGCCCUGGCAGCGGGAGAGGGGUGCAGACCCCAGCUCCCGUGGGGACAUUGAAACACCAGCCGGGACUCCCAAGGCGAUCCUACGAGUGGCCGUGAACAGUGAAGGCAGGAAGAUGUCGGGAUGUGCAGCCAGGCAGCGCAGCCCCGGGGAAAUGCAGAUUUUGGGCUGUGCACCCUGUUGCUCGGAGGAGUUGGGCUGAGGAGCGGCUGCAUGCCCCGAUCCUGGAGGGCCAGCGAGCAUCCAGAUGAUUUUCUAGCCCUUGGACCUCUCCUUUGGACUCCAGUUGUCUGCCCAGCUCCAGAAGUGGUGCCCCAAACCCAAAGAAGACUUCAGCAGAAGCUCCAGCAGAGCCAGCUGGAAGGAGAGGACUCCCCACCUCCCCAGUGGUGUCAGAAGGAUGAAUUUCCUCCUGAGCUCCUCUUCCCCACUCUGAGUUGUCUCCAUCACUUGUUCUCAGCUCUGCCUCUGAUAUCCCUAUGAUUUGGUGUGGCUGCCCUCACCAGCUGAAAAAUAUGUCCAUCAGAGGCCUGAAGAAGAAACAACCAAAGACUUUUAAAGUCAGAAUUAUAACAGUGGAUGCUGAGAUGGAGUUCAGCUGUGAGAUGAAGUGGAAGGGGAAGGAUUUGUUUGACCUGGUGUGCCGAGCCCUUGGUUUAAGGGAGACCUGGUUCUUUGGCUUGCAGUACACAAUUAAAGGAAUGUGCACCUGGUUAAAGAUGGACAAAAAGGUUUUGGAUCAAGAAAUCCCCAAAGAAGAUCCCAUUAGCUUUCAUUUUUUGGCUAAAUUCUACCCAGAGAAGGUAGAAGAGGAACUCUUACAGGAAAUUACCCAGCAUUUAUUCUUCCUUCAGGUUAAGAAGCAGAUCCUGGAUGAGGAAAUCUAUUGCUCACCAGAAGCUACAGUUUUACUGGCUUCUUAUGCUGUUCAGGCCAAGUAUGGUGACUACGACCCAAAUUUCCACGAGCCAGGAUUUCUAGCCCAUGAUGAGCUGCUGCCCAAAAGGGUGCUCAGGCAGUACCAGCUGACAGCAGAGAUGUGGGAAGAGAAGAUCACUGCUUGGUAUGCUGAGCACAGGGGUAUUGCCAGGGAUGAAGCUGAGAUGAACUAUCUGAAAAUUGCCCAAGACUUGGAAAUGUAUGGUGUCAAUUAUUUCCCAAUUGCUCAAAACAAAAACCACACAGAUCUCCUGCUUGGAGUUGAUGCCAAGGGUAUUCAUAUCUACAGCAUUAAUAACAGGUUCUCCCCCAAUAAAUCCUUUGAGUGGAGCUCCAUCAGAAACAUUUCCUGUAGUGAGAAAGAGUUAACUAUUAAACCCCUUGACAAAAAAGCAGAAGUCUUCAAGUUCUUCUCCUCUCAGCUCAAAGUGAACAAGCUGAUUUUCCAGCUGUGCAUUGGAAACCACGACCUGUUUAUGAGGAGGAGAAAAGUGGACUCCAUAGAGAUCCAGCAGAUGAAAGCACAAGCCAGGGAAGAAAAAGCUAGAAAAAAGAUGGAGAACCAGAGGCUGGCCAGGGAGAAGCAGCUCAGGGAAGAAGCUGAGAGAGCCAAAGAAGAGCUGGAAAGGCGCCUUUUCCAGCUGGAAGAUGAAGCCAGGCAGGCCAACGAGGCCCUGCUCCGAUCCCAGGAAGCAGCAGAGCUGCUGGCUGAGAAAGCCCAGAUUGCAGAAGAAGAGGCCAAGCUGCUGGCCCAGAAUGCUGCAGAGGCCGAGCAGGAACGCCAGAGGCUGGAGAUCACAGCUCUGAAGAGCAAGGAGGAGAAGCGGCUGAUGGAGCAGAAGAUGCGGGAGGCGGAGCUGAUCGCCGUGAAGCUGGUGAAGGAGUCCGACAGGAGAGCCAAGGAGGCAGAGCACCUGAAACAAGACCUGCACGAAGCCCGCGAGGCCGAGCGCAAAGCCAAGCAGAAGCUCUUAGACAUAACCAGGCUGAAUUAUCCUCACAUGGCCAAGUACCCCCAGUACUCCCCAGGUGACAGCAGAGAUGCCAACUUUGACAGAGGAUCCAUCAAACUGGAUUUGAAGGACAUCGACCUCAAGAGACUCUCCUUUGAGAUAGAGAGAGAGAGGCUGGACUACUUAGAAAACAGCAGGAAAUUCGAAGAUCGACUGAAAGAACUGAAGAAUGAAAUUCAUGCUCUGAAGCUGGAGGAGAAACAGGCUGGGCUUUACAGUCCCUGGAAUGAAGUUCUGGGCUCCUUGGAUCGCUCCUUAGGCAGUGCCCCAUCAUGGAUGAAAACCUUGGAAACUGGAGAGGCAGUGGAUGUAAAUCUUCAAAGACCUUUCCCUGCUUACUUGUUAAACACUGCAAGCAGCUGGCCCUGCACCAACAAAAUUCAGCACAUGGUGCCAGUGGAAAAGUCAUCUUCCCAAGCCAAUUCCUUGGCUGCCAACAGUGUGGGCACAGGAACCAGAAAACAGAUUAUAAAGGUUCAGCAGCAUGACUCAGAUGUGAUCUACAUUUGAAGCCCCUCAUUUCCCUGCCAGCCUGCUGGGACUGGUGGCCUUUUUGCCUCUGUGGGGACACUUGGGCAGCUCUGGCUGCUGCCAGGUGUGAGAGACAAGGCACUGGGGAUCCAGAGCUGCCAUCCAGCUCCCAGGCAGGUGCCAUCAGCUGGGAAUGCCACAGGUGCCCCCAGUGAGGCUGGCAGCAGUGCAGAGCCAGAGGAAAUGUUGUUUACUGCCUGUGCACUUUGGAAGGAACACUUCAGACUUUGCUAAAACCCUUCCUCCCCCAGGUGUUUCACACACUUGGAGCUCUGCUGCUGGAGGAAGGAUGUGAGGCAGCAAGUGCCCAGGAGGUGUUUGGGAUGAGAAAACAGAACACAAGCUUGGUGUUUAUCUCCACAAAAGACUAAUUAUGGUUUUGGUCCAGUCCCUGGGACAUGACUCCCACAGAGCUGCUCGACGUUUUAGUGUUUGCCUGCCAAGUAUUUUCCUUCUCCUCCCCAAACAUUUCUUGGUUCACUUAAUUGAUUUGCAUUUCUCUGUGAGAAAUCUCAGCUUUUAAUUCCAGAUGCAGAAAUGGACAUCUUCAAGUACCUCCCAUUCCUGGGGGAAUCCUUUGUUUGGAAUGCAAAGCUUCUGUUCUUCCAGUCCCUGACCAGAUCAAGCAUUUUCUGCUCGAGCAAACUUUGCAUACAUUAAGUGCCUUCCCACUUCUGUGCAGCACAGCUCCCAAAUUAGACAAAGACAAAAGAUGCUCUUGGUGUCUGCUAAACUGGGACUUGUUUCUGGUGGAGAGGUGCAUGCAGCAAAGUGCCUGCCUCAUUAGUAAAACCCACUUGCAUUUUCUGGUUUUAAGUGUCUGCUUCUCCAUAAAUCUUCACUCUGAGGAUUUCUGGGGGAGCAGGCAACAUUCAGCUGCAGCCAGAGCAGGAGCCCAGCUGAACUUGUGACAUGUGAUGUAAAAAUGAAUGGUAAUGUUGUUAAAUGUCUUGUUCUAAAAGCUAGGAUUAAAGAAAAAAAAAAAAAAACAGG
This is a messenger RNA of Serinus canaria (Common canary), 5312 nucleotides long. RefSeq names its product merlin-like. The record is from RefSeq and is a predicted model, not a curated record. NCBI's taxonomy places the organism in Eukaryota, Metazoa, Chordata, Aves, Passeriformes, Fringillidae. The transcript is spliced from 19 exons. Gene Ontology annotation, biological process: positive regulation of early endosome to late endosome transport; regulation of organelle assembly; regulation of cell shape. Bases 2316 to 4298 code for a protein of 660 amino acids. Gene Ontology annotation, cellular component: plasma membrane; apical part of cell; filopodium. Gene Ontology annotation, molecular function: actin binding; cell adhesion molecule binding.